This is a messenger RNA of Staurois parvus, 651 nucleotides long. The record is from the annotation of a GenBank genome assembly. NCBI's taxonomy places the organism in Eukaryota, Metazoa, Chordata, Amphibia, Anura, Ranidae.
AUGGUGCAAUCCUGUUCUGCCUACGGCUGUAAGAACCGCUAUGACAAGGAUAAACCCAUCUCCUUUCACAAGUUUCCACUGACUAGACCUCUCCUGUGUAAGAAAUGGGAAGCUGCAGUUAGGAGGGCAGACUUUAAGCCUACUAAAUAUAGUAGUAUCUGCUCUGACCACUUCACGCCAGAUUGCUUUAAAAGAGCCUGCAAUAAUAAACUUCUGAAGGACAACGCAGUUCCAACUGUGUUCUCUUACACAGAGAAGCCAUCAAGUGCGAACUCUGUGAAAAAGGAGGAGCAAAAUACACCUCCACCUCCUUCUGUUCCUGAGUUGGACCCUGCCAUUGGAUUAUUGCUGCCACCUCCAUACACGCCCAGUCAUAUAGCAGUGAUCUGUGAUCACAAUUACACAGUAGAAGAUACAGUUCAUCAGAGAAGGAGGAUACAACAGUUGGAAGAGCAGGUUGACAAACUCAGGAAAAAGCUCCGAAUUGCAAAUCAGAGGUGCAGGAGACAAGAACGCAGCCUGGAAAAACUUGAAAAAGAAGUUUCUGAUUACAGAAAUGGAGCUGGUAUCGUGCUUCUCCCCAGCAAUUAUUUUGAACUUUAUAAUGAAAGUGAAACUGAAGCAACUGAAACCCAAACAAUUAUCAUCUGA